GGGGAUUGAACCCGCCGGUGCCCCGCACUGCUACGGAGCGCUGGAGCGGACAAAGUUUGUACCGUCCGAUCCCUCUCUCUGCCCUUCCCCGCCGCCAUGCCCCGGUACGCGCAGCUGGUGAUGGGCCCGGCGGGCAGCGGGAAGAGCACGUACUGCUCCACCAUGGUGCAGCACUGCGAGGCGCUGGGCCGCGCCGUGCAGGUGGUGAACCUGGACCCGGCGGCGGAGCUGUUCAGCUACCCGGUGAUGGCGGAUAUCCGUGAGCUGAUCGAAGUGGAUGACGUGAUGGAAGACGAAUCCUUAAGGUUCGGUCCCAACGGGGGGUUGGUGUUCUGCAUGGAAUAUUUCGCCAAUAAUUUCAGCUGGUUGGAGGAGAGCCUCGGGCACGUAGAGGAUGACUACAUCUUGUUUGAUUGCCCAGGUCAGAUUGAACUCUACACUCAUCUCCCUGUGAUGAAGCAGCUGGUGGAGCAGCUCCAGCAGUGGGAAUUCCGUGUCUGUGGAGUUUUCCUUGUGGAUUCUCAGUUCAUGGUGGAAUCUUUCAAGUUUAUCUCUGGAAUUCUGGCAGCACUCAGUGCAAUGAUAUCUUUAGAGAUCCCACAGAUCAACAUCAUGACCAAAAUGGAUUUGCUGAGCAAGAAAGCCAAGAAGGAAAUAGAAAAGUACUUAGAUCCAGAUAUGUAUUCUAUGAUUGAAGAUUCUACAAAUAUGUUAAAAAGCAAAAUGUUUAAAAAGCUGACUAAAUCUAUAUGUGGAUUGAUUGAUGACUACAGCAUGGUUCGGUUUCUGCCUUUUGACCGCUCUGAUGAGGAAAGUGUGAACAUAGUUCUGCAGCACAUAGACUUCACCAUCCAGUAUGGAGAAGACCUGGAAUUUAAAGAACCAAAGGAAUGUGACGAAGAUAAAUCUGCUUUUGUGGAUGAAUACUUCCAAGAUCAUGUGGAUGAGUAAAAGUCAGAUGUUCAAAACAGGGAGGAAAAUGCUUUGUAUUAAAAAUAAAAAGGAAAAAAAAAAGGAAAAAGGAAAAAAAAAUCCACACAAACCUACUGGAUGUUUACAUGUAAGAUAACUAAAAUUUAUACUGAAAAGUGAUCUAUAUGACCUCAACACUAUUUAAUAAAUAUUUUAUACUCUUA
Calypte anna (Anna's hummingbird) is the source of this 1136-nucleotide messenger RNA. It is a transcript of the gene GPN3, whose product is annotated as GPN-loop GTPase 3. The transcript is spliced from 8 exons. The record is from RefSeq and is a predicted model, not a curated record. Lineage: Eukaryota; Metazoa; Chordata; Aves; Apodiformes; Trochilidae. Gene Ontology annotation, molecular function: GTPase activity. The coding region runs from base 97 to 951 and encodes 284 amino acids.